GUGCUGCUUGUUUCUGCUUCGUUGGAGGCUGUCUUGUGAUCCAAUUCGCCCCGUGGAAACUGACCUUGUUCCCCCACAAUCAAUCAUAGCCGCCACACGUCGAUUACCUGUUCCUCUUGGAUGCCCAAUCAGGCAGCUAUUUCCGUGUGAAGUAUAGGUAUAUUUCUCCUUCAAUUCUCGCUAGAUACAUUAUCCCCACUGUGAGACGCAAAACAAAUCCAUAUUCUCCUCUUACAGAAAGCCUUGGCCCUAAAGGAUAUUAUCAUCCCUUCGUUGCUUCUCAAAGCCACUCACAACUUGCAAAUACUGUCUUCAGAAUGGCUUACAAGUGUCCAUCUUGUGGAUACGUCGCUAAUGCUGCCUUCUCGAGAAUGCAACUCAGCAAUGUUAUUUGUGAUCAGUGCCACCUAUCAACAUCAGAUGCGCUGCUCAGAACCCAAGACGACCUCGUAAUCCAGUUUGCUGCCUACAGCAUUGGUCAUGAUGACCGACGAGUUCCGGCAGACGAUAGUCUCGUAAUUAAACAUACACCGUUCGCAUCCUCUGCAGCGCAUACUAUCCGCAUACUACCCUCCCACUCAAAUGCGUCCAUAUCACAGGGAAAUACGGCCAACAGCGGCAGCUGGCCAGCCGAAAUAUUUUCAGGUGAUUAUGGAUCUCCAUCUGGCCCAACUCAUCCAAUGGACAACCAGAUGAACUACCGCCAGGAAACAGCCAUGGCCGAAGAGAGAUCAGAACACGGGGGCAAAGACAAAUCGCAACAUGUCGGCACAGUUGAUAUUGAUAUGACUGCCGCAGCGGAUACGUCGGAUCUGUUUUACGAGAAUGCUGCGGCCGAACCAUACAUGUUUCUUGGUUAUGGCAGCGAGAGCAGAAGCGGUGGCAGCUGGGAUCGCAGAGAGUUGCCUCAAGAUGUUUGGUCAAGGAAACACGCAACUAGCAUGUCCUACAGGCCGUGCAAUGAUCCAGUCUUCAAUAGGCAUCAGUGGUGGGAAUAGCUUCAGCAUUCAGCCAUUCGAAGAGGGAGGACUGCACAGUCGCCCUUGAAGUCACCCUUCAAGUAGUGAAUAGCUGAAAAUAGAUUAAUAUCCCACCUGUACAUAACAGUGACAACACUUAUAUGCAUAUUAUAGACUCAACGUAGGUCGAGCGGAGGCAGAUGAAGCCGGCAGAUGUGAGUGAUCCGAUUGUCGUCGCUUAGGGCCAGGAGCUCCGAGAUGCGGAGAAAUUCCAGGUCGGCUUCCCGCGGGCGCGUGGUGUUAUUGGGUGCCGGAGGGUGGCAUUUCUGGCGUUGUCGCAGCAAGGGAAGGUACAUCGGGCGGAUCCCGCGGUCAUUUCCGUCCUGCUUCUUUCUCUC
Molecule: messenger RNA, 1357 nt
Organism: Talaromyces proteolyticus
Lineage: Eukaryota; Fungi; Ascomycota; Eurotiomycetes; Eurotiales; Trichocomaceae
Exons: 3
Coding region: 318-998 (226 amino acids)
Source: RefSeq, a predicted model, not a curated record